This is a messenger RNA of Aspergillus saccharolyticus JOP 1030-1, 438 nucleotides long. RefSeq lists its product as uncharacterized. The coding region runs from base 1 to 438 and encodes 145 amino acids. NCBI's taxonomy places the organism in Eukaryota, Fungi, Ascomycota, Eurotiomycetes, Eurotiales, Aspergillaceae. The transcript is spliced from 5 exons. The record is from RefSeq and is a predicted model, not a curated record.
AUGCUUUGCAGCACGACCAUCAAGUCUACUCACUACGCCCCCUUGGUUACUAAUACCGGCCUUGUCGACGCGGUGAACCUCGUCAACAUUGAUCCGGACAGCUCGCUGUCCGUGCCGCACGAGCCAAUCAUAUGGCGGAUCGAUGCCCAGCGCCUCCCGGGCUACCACAUCAUUAAGUGGCAACCAAUCCUUCUCGGCGACUCAUUGGCAGGAGCUGAUGCAGGAUACAUUUCGACGGCUCAGUGCACAAGGCUCGUACCCCACGUCGCGACGACCGCAGACCAUGAGGUGCGGGGACCAUACGCCGACGACGAUGAGCGUGAGUGCGGAGGAGGCGCGGAAUGGAUCCUACCGGGAUUCAUGCAGCUUGCAGGGACGCCAUCAUACCGAUUAAGUGAAUUACUAAUUUUCAUGGGUGGCGUACUGUGCCUACACUGA